Molecule: messenger RNA, 736 nt
Organism: Camellia sinensis
Lineage: Eukaryota; Viridiplantae; Streptophyta; Magnoliopsida; Ericales; Theaceae
Product: histone H3.2
Cellular component (GO): nucleosome
Molecular function (GO): structural constituent of chromatin; protein heterodimerization activity; DNA binding
Source: RefSeq, a predicted model, not a curated record
ACUCAUCUCAUCACUCAUCAGCACACUCUCUCUCUAGAACCCAGCAGCAUCAUCCCUUUCUCUCUCUACAUCUACACACUUUCAUCUCUUUCUUUCUCUCUUUGAACUUUGCUAUUAUCAAUGGCUCGUACCAAGCAAACAGCACGUAAGUCCACCGGAGGCAAGGCUCCGAGGAAGCAGCUCGCCACCAAGGCCGCCAGGAAGUCAGCGCCGGCCACCGGCGGAGUGAAGAAGCCCCACCGCUUCCGUCCCGGCACAGUGGCGCUUCGCGAGAUUCGAAAGUACCAGAAGAGCACAGAGCUCUUGAUCCGGAAGCUUCCAUUCCAGAGGCUCGUGCGUGAGAUCGCGCAGGACUUCAAGACCGAUCUGAGGUUCCAGAGCAGCGCCGUCGCGGCGCUCCAGGAGGCGGCCGAGGCGUAUCUUGUUGGGCUGUUUGAGGAUACCAAUCUUUGUGCGAUUCAUGCUAAGAGGGUUACUAUUAUGCCUAAGGAUAUUCAGCUUGCAAGGAGGAUUCGAGGCGAGAGGGCUUGAUUGAAGCUGGUUUGUUGGGGUGUGUGUUUCUGUUUUGUGGUUUCUAGUUUUGUUUGGUUCGAUUGGUUAGGGUUUGGACUAGUGAUGUAAAUCUAUGGUGGUUUAAUGCUUGAUAGGUAUCUAUGAAGGGUUUUGUUUUGUAAUAUGGAAUUGUGACUUUUCAAAUGUUUGAUCUUCAUUCAAUGGAAAUUUGCUAUUCCUGAAA